AAGAAAUUUACUUCAUGUGAUAUGAGCAAGUUGUAGAGUGACAGCGAGGGUAAUAUGAUCUCAUGUUAUCGCUGGUGACGGAUUUUACUUGGCAAUGGUAACACUCGUCAGCGGUACUACAUGGGUGACAACAAUUCAGCCUGAAAUUCCCCAAGUUCUUAAACGACUACACAACACGAUCAUGGCUUUGGUAACAGAAUACCAAACAAAUGCCUGUUUUAUAAUGGAUGACAAAAACUAGGAUUGAUAAUAUCAGAGAGGAAUUUCUUCUCUUGUAACAUAAAAUAGAUAUAUAUAUGUAUGCCUGUGUGUUAUCAUACAUGCGUGUGCGUGUACUAUAAUUUUACGGAUUAAAUAAAAUCUACUAUACUAUUGUAAAUUGUAAGUUUAAUAAUUCACGUGUUUCACAUUGUUACAUAUUAUCACAUGUCGUGUAUUUAUUAAAUCUCAUAUAACGUGAAUUACAUGUACUAAUCAAAUGUAUUUUCAAUAAAAUAGUUUCAUAAUAUGACAACCAUAUACAUUGUGUGUACGUAAUAUCAGAUUAAAGAUACGUAAUAUGCAUGAAGUUAAAAAGUAACCAACAAAAUUUUAAUAAUUUUUAAUAUGAUAAUGACACAUCCUAUAAACAUGUUGGGUAUUGUCAAAAUAUACCAAAGGUUCUUAACAAGAUAUCCGUUACUCACUCAAGCGGUUCAAGCGGGUACGUUAAUGGCACUUGGAGAUCAGAUUGCACAAAAUCUAGUUGAGCGAAGAAAAAUUAAAGAUUUAGAUUUUAUAAGAACAGCUCAGUUUGGAUGCAUAGGACUUUUCCUUACUGGUCCUGUCACACGAACUUGGUAUGGAAUAUUAGAUAAAUAUAUUGGCUCAAAGGGAGGAAUUGUAGUAUUAAAGAAGGUAUCUUGUGAUCAAUUACUUUUUGCACCUGUAUUUUUAAUAGUUUUACUAUCAACAAUUGGUAUUCUACAAGGAAAUGACUUAGAACAAUUAAAAAAAAAAUUGUAUAAUGAGUACCCAGAUAUUUUAAAAAAUAAUUACAAGAUUUGGCCUAUGGUACAACUAUUUAACUUUUAUUUUGUACCUUUACAUCAUCAGGUUUUAGUAGUACAAUCUAUAGCUUUGUUAUGGAAUACUUAUAUCUCCUAUAGGACAAGUUCAGGAAAAUAAAAAUAAGAAUAUAAAAUAAGUAAAAAUUUAUAAACAUAUUUUUUUAAAUACAAAUGUUAAUACUAUUAAAUUUUGUUAAGUAUUGUUCACAAUAGAAUAAUAAAAUUCGACUUUUGGGAAGAACUACAUGAUAUUUAUCAUUAAAUAAACAAUAUAGUAUAAUAACAUAAAACAACAAUAGCAUUAUAGACGAUGUAGAUCCCAAAAGCUUUUCGUUAUAAAUUAAAAAAAAAUGUUUUCUUUUUCUAUAUUAUGAAGUACAUUUGACCUCAAAGAAAAUGAUUGCUGUUCGUUUAUUUCCUAAAAUUGAUGUAUGUAGGACAUACAUACAUUUCAUUGUAAUUUAGUAGUUGUUAUUUAUGUUUAAGCAUAUCAAUAUUAUAAUUUAUAUUGUAUGUUUGUAUUAAAAUUUGUUUUCUAAUUAAACUGCUAUUGUGAAGUAAAUUGUUAUUUUUUACAAAAGUAUACAUAUUUUUAAUGUACUGGGUAUAAUAUCAUUUUAUGGAAUGUUACCGUUUUUAGAAACCAUGAAAUCAUUGGACGUGAACACACAAUAUUUUAAAUGUUAAGUAUAUACAAGAAGAUCAGAAGUGCACUAAAAUAAACGAAAAUUAAAUCUA
Messenger RNA from Bombus pascuorum, 1787 nucleotides. RefSeq names its product protein Mpv17 (gene Mpv17). The transcript has 5 exons. NCBI's taxonomy places the organism in Eukaryota, Metazoa, Arthropoda, Insecta, Hymenoptera, Apidae. Gene Ontology annotation, cellular component: cytoplasm; membrane. The record is from RefSeq and is a predicted model, not a curated record. The coding region runs from base 607 to 1167 and encodes 186 amino acids.